AUGAUAACAAACACUCCCUUACAGUUUUCUGUACUAUGGGCUUCAAUAUUAUCAUGGAUAAAUAUUUCAAGUCCGUUGAUUUUAUUUGGACUAUAUUAUGGAUUUCUUACAACACUGCCUAUUGGCCCUUCUCAAAUUUUAUCUAUACGAGCUUUUCUUUUAGAAGGAAAUCUUAGUGGUACUGUGGCUGUAAGUGGUUUAAUUUUAGGACAAUUAAUAAUAUUUUUAUCAAUAUAUUAUUCGCCUCUUUAUACACUUUUAUUAAAACCCCAUACAGUAACUUUAUUAGUUCUACCGUAUCUUUUAUUUUAUUGGUAUCGAAUUAAAGACCUUUUAGAUUAUCAAUCUUUGCGCCCUAUCAAUUCAAUUAAAGACUCUCGAAUUUAUAAAAUAUUUUUUGAUAGUUUUAUUUUUCAAUUAUUAAACCCUGUUCUUUUACCAAGCCCUAUAUUAGUCAGAUUAAUUAAUCUUUUUUUUUUUCGUUACAGUAAUAACUUUUUAUUUGUUUUAAGCUGCUUUUUUGGCUGGUUAAGUGGUCAUCUUUUUUUCUUUAAUUGUAUUAAGUUUCUUUUAAUUCGAAUAGAAAAAGAUUCACCUAUACUUUAUCUUUUGGUCAAACGGAUAAUUUAUCGAACAUUUAGUAUUUUUGUUUUAGCUUGUAUUUUAUUAUAUUUAGGCAGAGCUCCAGUACCUUUCUUUACUAAAAAAUUAAAUGAUGAACUUCAAUUUAAUAAAUCUGGUUUUUUAUGGUUAAAUAAACCUUGGCCUACUUUCUUUUUUGACUAUUAUCGAUGGAAUCGCCCAUUCCGCUAUAUUGAAAAUAAUCGAUUUACUAAUAAAAGUCCUGUAAAAAAAAGUGUUUCUCAAUAUUUUUUUAAUAUAUCUUUAAGCGAUGGAAAACAAAAAAUAUCUUUUACAGCUUUACCAAGUUUAUCCAUUUUUGAAAAAGAUUUAAAAACUUAUUUAAAUAUUUCCACAAAUAAUAAUAAUUUAUAUAAGAAUUGGCUUGAUACUAAAAACGAAAGAAAAGAUAAUUUACUUUAUGAAUUAGAAAAUAGAAUUCAAGCUUUAGAUAAUGGUUUAGUAAUAAAAGAAGUUAUAGAAAAAAAAACUAGUUUAUCUAAUAAUGAAGGAAUUAAUUUAACAAAAAUUAACGAUCCUUUUUUAAAUGGAUCGUUCCGAGGAAAAGCCAUAAUAACAAAAUCACCUUGGCUUUUAAAAGAGAAUUCUUAUAAAUUAAAAAAAAAUAGAAAAAUAGUAUAUUUAAAAGAAAAUAAACUUAAAAUUUGGAUUUCUAAUCGUUGGAGAGAAUUAAGACGAAAAAAUUUACCAUUACCUUGGGAACCGCUAAACAAAAAUGCUCGUCGCAGUUUGGUUUUACUUAUUCAAGGAUCAAAAAAUAAAAAACUUAAAAGAAAAUUACAGCAAAUUCAUUUUUCCGAAGAACAAGCACUUAUUAAUUUAACUAAACAAACUAACAUUUCUGAUUUAACUGAAAAAUUAGAAAAUAAGCAUCUUUUAAAUAAAAAAUUUACUAAAAUAUCUCAUUUUAAUUGGGAACUUGUUUUAAAUUUAUCUCCUCGACAAAGAGCGGUUUAUUUUAAAGAAUUAGAAUACGAAAAAUGGCAAAUAUUAGUACGUUCUUGGAAAAAUUUAUUGUCAGUUAAUUCUAUUAAUUCUACUCAACUAAACAAAUUUAUUUUGUUAUUAAAAAAAUUAUUUACUUUUCAUAAAAAAUUUGCACUUCAAGAAAUUUCAAAAGAAUUACCACGAUGGACUUCCAAAUUACGAAAUGAUAAAUUUGAUGUUAUAGCUAUUGGAAUUACUGAUAUUCGUCAAAGAAAAGUAAAAAAUUUAGGAUAUCUUAUAAAAGGAAAAGAAAAAAGAAGAAAAAUUGUAAGACGCUUUUCACAACAAUCAGAUUUUCGUCGGAGAUUAGUAAAAGGUUCUAUGCGCUCUAGAAGACGUAAAACUUUAAUAUGGAAAAUUUUACAACUUAAAACACAUUCUCCGUUUUUUUUAAGAAUAAAUGAAAAACAUAUUCCAUUUCAAAUUUCAUUAAAUAAAUUAAAUUUAAUUGACGUUAAACAUAUUUUUAAAAAUCCUGUAGAAAAACAAAAAAAAAUAGCGCUUUUUCCAACUAAAAAUAAUGUUACUUUAAAAAAGAAAACAAAAGCAGAUCGUCUUGCAAUAGCAAAUAGGUGGGAUUUUCCUUUAGCUCAAUGGGGAAGAAGUUGGUUGUUACUUAUUCAGUCAUAUUUUAGAAAAUAUUUAAUAUUACCUAUAUUAAUAAUAUCUAAAAAUAUUAUUCGUUUAUUAUUAUUUCAAACUCCUGAAUGGAGUGAAGAUUGGAAUGAUUGGAAUAAAGAAAUGUACAUAAAAUGUACUUAUGAUGGUAUUGAAGUUUCAGAAAAAGCAUUGCCAGAACAAUGGCUUAGAGAUGGUCUUCAAAUAAAAAUUAUAUAUCCUUUUAUUUUAAAACCAUGGCAUAAUCUUCAACUUGAAACAAAUAUAAAAAAAAAUUUAAACGAUUUAAUGAAUACGAAUGAUAAUUUUUCUACAAAUAUUAAAAAAAAAAAAAUUAAGUAUAGUUAUUUAACAGCUUGGGGUUUUGAAACAAAUGCACCAUUCGGAGAUAUUAAAAAAAAACCUUCGUUUUGGAAACCUAUUCGUAAAGAAUUAAAAAAAAAAUGGAAAAAAAAUAUUUUAUUAAAUUUUAAUAAAAUUUAUUCUAAAUUUUCUUUAGUAAAAAAAAAAAUUACUAAUAAUUCUAAUAAUUCUAUUAAUAAUGAAUCAAAAGAUUUAGUAAAAGAAAAUAUUAAAAUUAAUAAUAAUUUGAAAUUUAAUUUAACUAAUAAAAAUUACAAUAAAAAGUUACCAGAGCAAAUUUCAUCUAAAUUUAGCCAAACUAUUUUAUCUGAAAAUCAAAUUAAAAAUAAAUAUAAAAUUUCAACCAAUAUACAAAAAUUAGAAAAUUUAAAAUUUUUAAAAAAAUCUAAAAUUGAAAAAAUAACUAAAAAAAUUAAUUUUGAUAAAAUAGAAUUUUUUAAUAAAUUAAAUAACGAUAACAAAGUUUAUUUCACUAAUAAACAAAAAAAAAUUGAAAAUAAACAAAAACUUAUAAAAUAUUAUAAAAAAAAUAUUUCAUUAGUAAACAAAUGGUCAUAUUUUUUCAAAUUAAAUUUUAAUAAAAUAAAUAAAAACUUUUUUCAAUUUUCUAUUAAUAUUAUUCGAUUUAAUAUUAAUUUAAUAAGUAAAAUUCAACAAAACUUAAUUUUAAUCAAAAAUCGAAAAAUUUGGAAUCCUUUAAAAGUUUCUCAAAUUAAUCAGAAAAAAGAUAAAAUUAAUUAUAAAUAUUCAAAUGAUUUUGGUGAAAAAAUACAAAGUUUAAAAAUUAAUGUUAAUCAAGAAAAUAUUUUAUUAAUGUCUCAAGCAUAUUUAUUUCAUAAAAUUUGGCAAAUAGAAAAAACAAAUAAUAAAUGUGAUUUUAAAUAUUUACUUAAAAAUUGGACAUCAAAUUCAGUUAUUAAAAAAAAAAUAAAUCGAAAUUUGAAAAAAAUGGAUCUUAAAUUUUUAAAAGAACAAAAUUGGAAAAAUUGGUUACAAAAUUUUAAUAAAUAUAAUUUAUCUUCCCAAGUAUGGUACAAACUAGCACCACAAAAAUGGAGAAAUCAGAUUAAUUAUCAAUGGAAAGGAAAAGAACAAAAUAAUUUAAAAUUUUCAGAAAAACAAAUAAAAGCUUUAACUUUAUCUAAAGAAAAAACGUUUUUUUACAAAUUAUUUAUAGAUUCUUUAUUAGAGCAAAAUAGAAAAAUAAGUAAAAGAUAUAAAUAUAACUAUUUAUGCUAUAGUUAUCUUGAUUUUAAAAAACAACCAAAUUUUCUAGAAUCAACAAAAAAUAAAAAAGAAAGUUUAUUUAAUAAUGAAAUUUUACAAAUAUCUAAAAAUCAAGUAAAUAAUAAUUAUAAACAAGAUAUUUCUCUAAAAUCUAAUUUAAUUUUAUGGCUAAUUCCAACACUUACAGAAAAAAAAUAUAUAAAUAAAAUUGAAACAAUAAAUAGAAAUAACAUUUCGUUGCUAAAAGAAAAAAAUAAAAAGAAUAGUCGAAAUAAAAAAACUCUUCGAGAAAGAGAACGCCAUGAAACUAUUCGUCAAUGGAAAUGGAAAUCAAAAAAUAUAGAAAAAAGAUUCAAAGAAUUAGGAGAUAUGGCUUCUCUUAUGACUUUUAUGCAAGAUCAAGAAAAUAGUGUUUCUCUUUCUGCUAAAAUGCGUGAAAACUUAGAUUUAUUUCGUCUUCUGUUUUGUAGAGAUGUAGGCGUAAAUAAAUUAACAAUUAAUUCAGAACACCGUUUACCACGUGUACUUGAUGAUCAAAUUUUAAUGUACAAAGUAAUAAGUCUUUUUUUGAAAUCAAAAAACAGAUUUAAAAAAAAUGUAAAUAUAACAAACUUUAAUUUAUCUACAUCACGUAUAGAAUUUUUUCAAAAUAAUAAUCAAAACAAUAACUUUAAUUUAAUUAAUUUAGAAGAUAUUAUGCUUUUAAAACAUCGAAAAGAAUUAAAAGUAUUAAAUCUUUUAAAUUUAAAACAAAAUACAAAUCAAAUUUUAAAUUUUAAUAAAGUAAUUUUAAAAGAAAAUAAAAGAAAACGAAUUGAAUUAAACAAAAUUCAAAAUAAAAAUCAAAAUUUAACAAUUAAGCAUUUUCUUUGGCCUACUUUUCGAUUAGAAGAUUUAGCAUGUGUUAAUAGAUUUUGGUUUAAUACAAGUAAUGGAAGUCGAUUUACUAUGCUAAGAAUUCGUAUGUAUACUUAA
Molecule: messenger RNA, 4812 nt
Organism: Physcomitrium patens
Lineage: Eukaryota; Viridiplantae; Streptophyta; Bryopsida; Funariales; Funariaceae
Source: the annotation of a RefSeq genome assembly